AUGGGGGACGCGUCCACCUCCGCCCCCGCCACGCCCACCUCCACCCUCAUCUGCCUGGAGGACGGCAGCGACCUCUUCCUCGACGCCGACGACGACGACUACAGCCCCGCCGCCGACGGCGCCGCGGACUUACGCCUCGCCGGCGACGACCACCUCCUGCUCCUCGACCCGGACGACGACGAGUACGUCGCGCUCAUGCUCUCCAAGGAGGCCGGCGCCGCCGCCCACGCCGCCGCCGCCGGAGGCGAGGAGGUGGGCGGCUGGACCAAGGCCGCGCGCGCCGUCUGCGUCGACUGGAUUGCCAAGACGAACGCGAGGUUCCGGUUCUGCGGGAAGACGGCGUACGUCGCGGUCACCUACCUCGACCGCUUCCUGGCGCAGCGCCGAGUCGACAGGGGGCAGGAGUGGGCGCUGCAGCUGCUCGCGGUGGCCUGCCUCUCGCUGGCGGCCAAGGUGGAGGAGCACCGGGUGCCGCGCCUGCCGGAGUUCCGCCCCGACCACUACGACUUCGACAGCGCCUCCAUCCUGCGCAUGGAGCUCCUCGUCCUCACCACGCUCAACUGGCACAUGAUCGCCGCCACCCCCUUCCCCUACCUCGGCUGCUUCGCCGCCAGGUUCCGGCACGACGAGCGGAAGCCCAUCGUCCUGCGCGCCGUCAACUGCAUCUUCGCAUCCAUCAAAGCGAUGAGCGCGGUGGAGUACCAGCCGUCCACCAUUGCGCUGGCGUCGAUCCUCGUGGCGCGCGGCAUCGGCAACAAGGACAAGGAGGGGACGCUGACAUUUCCCGAACUGGCGGAGGAGCUCAAGGCGAUCCUGGGCUCGUCAUGGCAGCAAUUACACACGGGGCAUGUGUAUUCCUGCUACAGCGUCAUGAUUCGGGAGGAGGACGGCAGGUCCAUGUCCAUGCGGCGGCAGCAAUCGAGCGGGGAGCUGCCUUCCUCCGGCGGCUCCGCCGCCCACGUCGGGAGCUCGGUCACCACCUCCGUGGCCAUGGGCGGCGCCAGCAACAAUAAUGCCGCCACCUCGGCGGCAGCAGCAAUCACGGACGGCAAUAAGAGGAAAAGGUUGCAUUCACCGCGGCGCCACUAGGAGAGUGUCCAGCUCGCACUACUCUAGCUAGCUAAUUUCUUCCACUCCACCUGUUUUUUUUUCCCCUCUCUAGUUUCAGCAGUCUUUCUCUUCUCAGGGGGGAGGUGGCUAAAUAGGGGGCAAGAUUUGAUUCUUCUGAUUGUGCAAUUAUUGCAGUUGAUUGGUAAGUUAGGAUUGGAAAGAUUUUGGUUUU
Messenger RNA from Lolium rigidum, 1282 nucleotides. Its product is annotated as cyclin-D5-3-like. Gene Ontology annotation, molecular function: RNA-directed RNA polymerase activity; cyclin-dependent protein serine/threonine kinase regulator activity. The transcript has 5 exons. NCBI's taxonomy places the organism in Eukaryota, Viridiplantae, Streptophyta, Magnoliopsida, Poales, Poaceae. Gene Ontology annotation, cellular component: cyclin-dependent protein kinase holoenzyme complex; nucleus; cytoplasm. The coding region runs from base 1 to 1089 and encodes 362 amino acids. The record is from RefSeq and is a predicted model, not a curated record. Gene Ontology annotation, biological process: mitotic cell cycle phase transition; viral RNA genome replication; regulation of cyclin-dependent protein serine/threonine kinase activity.